AUGCUCCCUGAAAACGCAAUUGGCUUUAUUCUCGUUGCCCUCUGCUGGGGAUUCACGAACCCUUUCAUCAAGAACGGGUCCAAGGGACUCGAGUCGAUCAAGCGCGACUCAUGGAUCCGUCAAGUUGCUGCCGAGUAUUGGUACCUCUUGACACGCUGGCAGUAUGUUGUUCCGCUUGUGCUCAACCUAUGCGGUUCUGUCGUCUACUACCACACACUUGGCAAGGCCGACCUGUCUUUGGCUGUGCCGAUCACCAACUCGCUUACCUUUAUUUUCACUACCCUGGCUGGUAUUCUUUUGGGCGAGAGCAUCGGAUCACCUCGUGAGUUCUGA
This is a messenger RNA of Linnemannia hyalina, 333 nucleotides long. NCBI's taxonomy places the organism in Eukaryota, Fungi, Mortierellomycota, Mortierellomycetes, Mortierellales, Mortierellaceae. The record is from the annotation of a GenBank genome assembly.